AUGUCCGGAAUUAGUCCUGUAUCUGGAGAUACCUCCUCCAAACCCAAAUCAUUUCCCGUCGAAUUUCUUCCUUCCAACCUGGCACGUAUUGUCACUCACGUCCAACCAGCUAUUCUUCUAUCAGCAUAUUAUUUUCGAUUCUCUGCGUUGGUCGCAGAUCCUAUACACACACUUUUGCAUUCCUUAUUGCCUGUCGCUUUAUUACAGGUAAUUUAUGCAGUAACAUGUUUACCAGCUGCUGGGUCAAAUAUGGCGAAGAAAUUGAAGCCUGGAGAGAAAAGGAAGGGUGUGGAGGGUGGGGAGGUUAAUCAUAAAAUAUUCACAACCAUAUUCUCCCUCAUCCUAACAGGCACCACGAUCCCCGCCAUCACCGCCCUUCAAAUCCUCUUCGGCGCUCCCUUUACCACUCAUAUAGAACAUACACUUCUUUCGUCAGCGCAUAUUGCUCUCCUAGCACUUUUUCCCCUCUUCUAUAUCCAUGGCGUGGACUCGGUCAGAUGGAUCGAAAUAGCUUCGUUAUGUGCGCCAGUGGAUGAAGUUUUUGGUGCAGCGCUUGGAUGUGCAUUAGGUGCUUGGUUGGGCGCGGUACCUAUUCCGCUGGAUUGGGAUAGGGAGUGGCAGAAGUGGCCGGUUACGGUUGUUACGGGUGCGUUUGGCGGCGGGAGAUUUGGUUUGAUCAUUGUGAGUUCGACUUUGAUAAUUGUUGUUGUAUUCAUUCCUGGAUAUUCGGUACUAGGUGUUGUGUUGGAGUGUUGCGUUAGAGGUACUGCGGAGCUUUUGGGGUUUGGGUAUGGGGGGUUUUGGGGUUGGUGCUUGGGGUUGGGGGAUGAGGGAGAUGGAGGGAAUUGGAGGGUUUCUUUUUAUGUUGAUUUUGCUGACGGUGAUGAUAAUACUGAUAUUGUUUUGUUGAGAGUGAGAAGAGAACAAGAAUAUGAGGAGAAGGAGAAGAGAGGAAGAGAAGAACAGGGGAACAGGGGAUUUGAAUUGAAGUAG
This is a messenger RNA of Sclerotinia sclerotiorum 1980 UF-70, 993 nucleotides long. RefSeq lists its product as hypothetical. Gene Ontology annotation, biological process: GPI anchor biosynthetic process. Gene Ontology annotation, cellular component: endoplasmic reticulum membrane. Bases 1 to 993 code for a protein of 330 amino acids. The record is from RefSeq and is a predicted model, not a curated record. The transcript has 5 exons. Lineage: Eukaryota; Fungi; Ascomycota; Leotiomycetes; Helotiales; Sclerotiniaceae.